Actinia tenebrosa (Australian red waratah sea anemone) is the source of this 1762-nucleotide messenger RNA. Its product is annotated as dnaJ homolog subfamily C member 17. Gene Ontology annotation, cellular component: spliceosomal complex. Gene Ontology annotation, biological process: spliceosomal complex disassembly. Gene Ontology annotation, molecular function: RNA binding. The record is from RefSeq and is a predicted model, not a curated record. NCBI's taxonomy places the organism in Eukaryota, Metazoa, Cnidaria, Anthozoa, Actiniaria, Actiniidae.
GUUUUCAUUUAAACUUCACCAAGAGAUCAGGAAAAGUGGAAACAAUGACUCAAGGAGGUUGUAAUGCAAUCUACUCAGAUAAACAUUUAGUUUUUUUAAAGUCUCGCACAUAAAAGAAGUUGUUUGGGUUACCUGUGGUCGGUCGCGAUAAAUGUCAAAUCCAAGAUGGCGGACAAGAAGACACCUUACGAAGUUUUAGGAGUAGCUCAAGAAAGCACAGAGAAAGAGAUCACAAAAGCGUAUCGCAAGAAAGCUCUUAUCUGCCAUCCUGACAAGAACCCUGACAAUCCAAAAGCGGUUGCUUUGUUUCAUGAGCUCAGUAAAGCAUUAGAAGUUUUAACUGAUCCCAAAGCAAGAGCAAGCCUUGAUGCAAACCUAAAGGCGAAAGAAAGGCAGAGAUUACGGAACCAAGCUCUUGAUGCCAAGAGAAAGAAGUUCAAAUUAGAUCUUGAGCAGCAAGAGAACUUAGCUAAAGUAACGAAAGAAAGUACAGAAGAAACUGAGAAAAGACUCAAAGCUGAGAUUGAAAGACUGAGAGAAGAAGGCUCACAGCUUCUCAAAGAACAACAGGAUCUCAUGAGAACUCAGAUGCAGGAUAAACAACAGACUCCAUACAUUCACAUAUAUGAUCACACACCUAAACUUAAGGUUAAAUGGAAAUGUAAAAAAAAUGAUGAAAGAAAAGGUGGAUACACAGAAGAAAUAUUGAAUACCAUAUUUAAAAAGUAUGGAGAAGUAUCACACAUAAUUCUAUCAACCAAAAAGAAAGGAAAUGCAAUAGUGGAAUUUGCGAAUGUCACAAGUGCUAAAUUGGCCUUAAUGAAUGAAUUUGGUAACACAGAUAACCCACUAAACAUUUCUUGGCUAGAAGACCCAGUAAUUACCACUGAACAGACUACUGCAGAAGCAUUUGCAAGCCCAGUAUCAAGUACACCAACAUCCACUUCUACAACUCCAUCAACAAUAUCAGACACAAUUUCAGACAAAGACUAUGAAAGUGUUACUCUCAUGAGACUUAGACAAGCACAGGAGAGAAAAAGACUGAUAGAAGAAAUGCAGAAAGAAGAUGAGGAGGGAUGAAAUAUGCUGUUGAAAUUUAUGAUCAAAGCUCAUAGAUUUUUUACUGUAGGAAAAAGACUUUGCAAUCUUGCAUUGUUGGCUCUUGGGAGCAGGGGUGGGGGUGGGGAGGGGAAGAAGGAAAUAGACCUAUUAUUACCUUGGGCGUACAGACCAUGUGUCAUUAUCUACCAUUGUUUGUUUAGUGGUUGCGCAUGAUAAGACAUAUGGAUAUGGAUACAGCACAAACAAAUGAAAGAUAUUUUAGGGAAUGACAAAUGUGGUCUGAAAUAAGAAAACAUUAUGCUUAAGGUAAAGAGGUCUAUCCGUCUUUACUCUUCUUUCACUUUACCUAUACUUUCCCAAAGUCUACUUCCCUCUCUCUAUAUACUUUGCUCAAAUAUAAACCUUCCCUGGGAGUUAAUAGAGGUUGACAUAGGGCAUAUCUACCCUUCCUUCUACCUUCACCCCUCCCCUGAGCUAACAAUGGAGCCUUUGACCAAUCUCACAUCAGCAACCAUGUUGCAUAGCCAAGCAAAAUUCUUACUAAACAAGAAUAAGGAUUUCAUUUUUGAGUGAAAAAAGAUAGUAGUUUUUGCCAUUCAGCAUGGCUGCCAGAUUGCCAUAGAAACAGCAGAUCUCUUUUUUACCUUUCCAGUUUUAUUAGAGUUUUUACAACCAAUUAAAAAACAUUACGUUAAACAAU